AUGAACAAUUUCAAUUCUCAAGUUGGCUGUCAAACAAGUAGAGAUGGCGAUGAUGGUGUUCUUUAUCAGUUUGAAUCAGUGGAAGAUGUAGAAAAUAACCUCCAGAAUCUUGAAGAACCCCUCAUUCCUGUAAUUAGUGGAUCUAUCUUUAAUAACAUCACUGCAUCAUUGUUUUUGAAGCAUUCAAAGACUAGAGGAUUACUUGUGCUAGAAGAUGAUGAGAUAGAAGUAGGCUCAUACUCACCUGAAAAAGCGUGUCCUGGAAAUGGGUUCAACCUUAAAGAAAAUGCUGAAGAAGUUGCUCCUCGUCAAUGUCUGAGUAAAAACAUCUGGAAUCCAGAUGGGAACUGGCUCUCAUACUAUGACUUUCCCUUUGGAGUAUUUAUCAUCAAAUCUAAGUCUCAGAAAGAGGUUAUUAUCAGCAAGGCCAAAGCAAACAAAGAAAACAGUUUACUCAAGUCCUAUCCAUUGUGGGGUGGGGAAGUUAAAGCUUUUAUGAAUUCAGCACAAAACACAGAUACAUGCAUGAGGCGUGGAACAUGUGAUCCCAUCGGUGGAGUGAAUAUAAAUGUUAACAUUAUUCCCAAAACCGAGGAUGACAAACGACCAAUUAUCCUAUUUGUCACAAAAGCUGAUGCAACUGCUUAUUUUAAAGACCUUAGUUUCGGAGGAAAAGACAGUGGAGCAAGUGUAGCAUUGCUGUUGGGUGUUGUUAAAGCGCUCUCCAAUGUUCGUGACAAUGACAAAAAUAACGACUUUAACAGUAUUUUGAAAUCAGAUUUCAUGGUAACCUUCCUUCAAGGGGAAAGUUUUGACUACAGUGGAUCUCAAAGAUUGGCAUAUCAGUUGAAAAACAAACAAUAUGGGAUGAAAGCUUACAACAUCUCUCUAGAUGACGUUAAAUGUAUAAUCGAGAUUGGUCCUAUCAGUAUUUCUAACGAACUCUACCUUCAUUCCACCCAACCUGACAGUGACGAAACUGUAAAAGAAAUUCAAGAUUUGUUUACCAAGUACACUGAAUCUACAGACUUCCAGUUCAAAACUAGACGAGGAAUGCCACCUGCCUCAAUAAACAGCUUUCUCCGAGAAGACGAAACCAAAUCAAGUGUUCUGCUUACAGAUGGAGAUACUGAGCUGCUAUCCCACGUGUUUGGUAGCAGAUAUGAUAUUUUAGAUAAUAACAAAGCAUUAACAACCAAAGUAAAAAAUCUGAUAAAAAUAAUUGGAAAUGUUGCCCUGCAGCUGGCAGGAGGAAAAGAGUCACCUCAAGUUGAAGUUGAAGAAAGUCUUGUUGGUGAGAUCUUGGAUUGCAUCCUUGUUAAUCAAAACUGCACUCUCCUUCAACGUCUUAGGCCCAAAACCUAUCAGUUACAUGAUGGGAGACUGAAUAGGUACUCAAGUGUGGGACAGAGAUCCAACUACAGCACAUCUUUACAGCUCCUGGCUCAAGAACUAAGCAAGAAGGAGUUUGACUUGACAAAAGAAAAGUGCAAUGCCACCUUCAUGAGCCCAUGGGUCCCUUAUUUGCCCCCUUAUUUGCUCGAUGACACAUGCUAUGGUAUAAUUAUUAAUCGGACUACUGCUCAAUCUCCUGCUUUCAAACUGAAAGAGUACAACAGCACAAAAUAUUCAACAUGGACUGAAAGUCGUUGGUCCCCCAACUUCCAAGUCCGUUUAUUCCUAAUGGCCUCUACAUCGGAGAAUACCACUAUGGGUUGUUGUGGACUUGUGUACUUUGUUGUAAUGUCAGCCCUUAUAUUUCAGUGCCAUCGGAGAAGUGAUCAGAUUUUUCCAUCGGCAAGUUAG
Molecule: messenger RNA, 1806 nt
Organism: Bolinopsis microptera
Lineage: Eukaryota; Metazoa; Ctenophora; Tentaculata; Lobata; Bolinopsidae
Product: nicastrin-like
Exons: 1
Coding region: 1-1806 (601 amino acids)
Biological process (GO): protein processing
Cellular component (GO): plasma membrane
Source: RefSeq, a predicted model, not a curated record